AUGAUGAAGGCCGAGACUUUAAACGGAUUCACUGCCGUAGCUUCUGAUCUGAUUCAGCAUUCUGGUUACCUAGAUACAAAUGUAAACAAAAGUGCCUCUCAGCCUGCAGAAGAACAGCUGGAUACACCUGAUGGCCCCCUUCCUGGCGCAGUCAGUGACCGAGAGGAAAAAGUAAGAUCAUCUCCAGCCAAAAUGUCAACCAAGAAAUCCACAGAUCUAGUUGAAUAUGAUAACAGGGAUGAACAUUUCCUUCCUGAUAUUCAAAACAAUGACAGAAGUCACUUUCACAGCAGACUCAACAACCAGGAGCGCACAAUCACUUUCCUCCUUGAACAAGCCUUCCACAUUAAGGAGGAGCUCUCUGCCUGUCUUCAAGGGACCAAAGGCUAUAAAGCAGAGGAAUCACUCGCCAGGAAGCUUUUGGAGAACCAUAUUCACACCAUCACUGCCAUCGUCAAGAAACUCAGCCAAAAUAUUGAGAUUUUAGAAAACCAGAUCAGAAUUCGAGACCAAAUGACAACAGGAACUAAUUAUGCAGUUCAGGAGCUGAACAACAAACAUCUUCAAGGAGUUGGAGAUCUUCGAGGAAGAGUAGCUAGAUGUGAUUCCAGCAUUAUGAAGCUUUCUGGGGACAUUCACUUUAUCAGGCAGGAGCACCAGCAAGUUGAAAAAGCAAUUCAAGAACUCUUGGCUGCCAUAGAAACAGUUUCUAAGAACUUGGAUGUAAAGGUUCUGCAUCUCUUAGGAAAGAUAGAGUCUUCACAUUCUGAGCAAACAUCAAAUCUCAAGAUCAUCCAGGGGGAUUAUCGGCAUGAAAUGAAUCUUUUGGAAUUGAAAUUUAAUGCACUUUCAAAUAAUGUUUAUGAAGAACUUGAGAACCAAGAAAAAUGGGCAGAGAAUCAGUUCAUGAAGUAUGGCAAGGACCACCUCGACAGUAUAAAUCAGUGCAUGCAGCUCCUCCAUGAGCAACUGGAAAGAUCUGAAAAUAAACUGGAACAAAAAUUACUGCAACUUUCAAGCAAAUUAGAGAAUCUCAUUAACCUACAGAAACAGGAAGCUGAACUAAACUCCAUAAGAAAAAUAGAAAAUAAACUGUACAAAAAGAUGAACCUACUGGAAAAACUCAUCUGGGGUGAAUUAGAGAAAAUGCAGAGUGAAUAUCAAACAGGAUUUAAAUCAAUUCAUGACUCUCUCGGCUCCCUUCAACAAAUACAGAAAACAAAAAUGGAUUUAGAGAAACAUAAAGUUCAGAAAGACAUAAGGAAGUUACAGCGCAAGAUAGGAGAACUCCAUGAUAUUUAA
Molecule: messenger RNA, 1302 nt
Organism: Sorex araneus (European shrew)
Lineage: Eukaryota; Metazoa; Chordata; Mammalia; Eulipotyphla; Soricidae
Gene: FAM81B
Product: family with sequence similarity 81 member B
Exons: 10
Coding region: 1-1302 (433 amino acids)
Source: RefSeq, a predicted model, not a curated record